This is a messenger RNA of Stegodyphus dumicola, 985 nucleotides long. RefSeq lists its product as uncharacterized. The record is from RefSeq and is a predicted model, not a curated record. Gene Ontology annotation, cellular component: nuclear pore; nuclear pore central transport channel. Gene Ontology annotation, molecular function: phospholipid binding; structural constituent of nuclear pore. NCBI's taxonomy places the organism in Eukaryota, Metazoa, Arthropoda, Arachnida, Araneae, Eresidae. Gene Ontology annotation, biological process: protein import into nucleus; RNA export from nucleus.
CUUCUUUAUCUUCAUUGACAUCAACUCAGAGAGAUCAAACAAGUACUGCUCCAACUGUCAGUACUUGUACUGGUUUAACUACGACAUCCGCUGCUCCUGCUUUUUCCUUUACACCUGCUAGCAGCAUGGCAGCAGCAGCAACAACAACAGCAAGUUUCUCAUUUCCAGGGCUUUCAUCUUCUACUUCUACUUCAUCUAGUAGCAUAUCAUCAAUUUUUGGUACUACAACAUCUCUUUCCACUGCAUCUUCUGUAUCAGCAGCAAUUACAUCUGCCGUUUUAAGCACAACUACUACUGUAACUCCAAGUACAGCUUCUCCUGCUACUAUAAAUUUUAGACAGCUUGAGGAUACAAUUAACAAAUGGAAAAUUGAAUUGGAAGAACAAGAAAAAGUGUUUUUGAAUCAAGCUACUCAAGUUAAUGCUUGGGAUAAACUAUUAAUUUCUAAUGGAGAAAAGAUCACUGUAUUAAAUGAUGCUGUUGAAAGAGUCAAGCUUGAUCAACAAAGAUUAGAUCUUGAAUUAGAUUUUAUUCUUGCUCAACAAUCUGAAUUGGAAGAUUUGUUGUCACCCCUUGAGAAAAGCAUAGAAUCAACCCCAAAUAUUCAUGUGCAGCAGCAUGCUGAUUUGGAAAGAGAGCAUACGUAUCAUCUUGCUGAAAGUAUUGAUGCUCAGUUGAAACGUAUGUCUGAGGAUAUAUGUGAAAUUAUUGAACAUGUGAAUACAGCUAAUAAAACUCAAGAUGAUAAUGAUCCUGUGCAACAAAUUGCUAAAAUUCUUAAUGCUCAUAUGGAUGCACUGCAGUGGGUAGAUCAGAAUACAGUUGCUCUACAAAGAAGAUUAGAAGGUGUGUCCAAAUUGUAUGAAACUCAAAAAAGAGAAAAUGAAAAAACAUUUAGAGGCACUUACUAGAUGUAUUUACGAAAAUUUUAGAAUCUUAAUUAUUUUUUGCUAUUUCAAUAAAAAUUCAUGUAAAUUUUGUGUCA